ACCACAGUUCGCUCUCUGCAGCUCAUCGUGUCACAGUGAGAUAGAUGUGCUUUUGCCGUGUCGCGUGUACAUACUAGCCGUGACCCUCGCCGUAAGAUUUUGACUCGCGUAUCUGCGUGAAAUCAACGCGUUCGGGAGUGUCGGACAGUGAGUGAUAAGAGAAAAACAGUGACGUCGUCGAGGUGCAUUCUGAACAUCGUUCACGGAGAGACGACGUGAUAACGCGGCGCGUGAACUCAAAAAGCGGACGAGCGUGCGACACAUGAGGAGGCGAACUCGCGUGGCGAGUUCGGACGAAGACGAAGCAGCCAGCGGGCAUCAUCGGCCUUUCAGCCUUUAGCGAGUGGAAUGCAGUUUCGGGAUAGUUGUCCGCGGCCACGGCCGGCCGCCACGCAACGAGAGAUAUGACGCGAUGAUCGUCGAGGCACCCGGUGCAUCCGCCCUGACUACUCCACCACGCCGCUGCCGUCGCCGUCGUCGUCGUCGCCGCUCGCGUCCUCCGCCCGCGUUCUCUUCUCUGUCUCUCUCCUUUCUCUUUCUCGCGCGCGCCCGUGUGUGUACGUGCAACGCCCGUAGCAGCGGUACGCACAGCUCUCGGAGAGUGUGUCGGAUAAGUUUCUGCCGUUCGUCGUAAACGCGCCAGUCAGGAUGAUCAUGGAUGAUGUGCACGGGCUUCUUGGAGUUAGUAACCUCGGCCAGGAGGAUACCGCCGGAGACGACGUCGGGAUAUCGGCAGCCGUCGGCACGCUUCUCAGGAAGAAUCACCGGCAGAACCACGAGUCACCGGAGCAUUGUCAACAUCGUGCCGAGUCUUCGCUUCCUUCGACACGGGUAUAUUUGAAGCAACGGCAGAGCCAACGGACUGCAACAACGGGACAUCAAUCGUGCCACCGAAUCACCGCGGCGCAAUCAAAUCUGAAUUUCGACGUUUCCAGAGCGCAUUCGAGCAAUCGACGGAGAAGCGGACCGCAGCAAACUCGCGAGACGUCGCGGCGCAGCUUCACCGUCACCAGCGUUCUCCAUGUGCUCGUUCUGGUCGGCCUCUUCACCCUCGGCACCGCCGAGGCACGGACUUUCUGUCCUACCGGCUGUACCUGCGAUGACGAUACCUUGGUGGUUUCCUGCGUGGGCGCGAAUCUGGACGUCAUACCGAUCGCGCUGAAUCCUAGCAUCCAGCGGAUAGUGCUGAAGGAGAACCGCAUCAAGAUCGUGGACGCGGCGGCCUUCCAGUUCUACGGCGAUCUGAAGAACGUCGAUCUCUCCAGCAACCAUCUGUUCACCAUACCCAACGGCAGCUUCGACGCUCAGCGACACUUGGUGGAGCUCCAUUUGAAGCACAACAAGAUCUCGGCGCUGACCGAGAAGACGUUUCAAGGUCUCAAGUCUCUAACGGUACUGAAUCUGCGGGACAACUAUUUGGAGACGCUGAAGAGCGGCUUGUUCGCGUACCUGUCGAAGCUCGAGGAGCUCGAUCUCGGCCAGAAUCGCAUAUCGAAGGUGGAGCCGGGUGCGUUUCAGAAAUUGGGCACUCUCCGGGUGUUGUAUCUCGACGAUAAUCAGUUGCGAACCAUUCCAUCGCCGGCGUUAGCGCCGCUCAACGCUCUCGCCGAACUUCAUAUCGGCUGGAAUGCCUUCUCCUCUCUGCCGGACGACGCGUUCAAAGGUCUCGAGCAACUCGCUGUGCUGGACAUUAUGGGCGCUGGGCUGGACAACAUCAGCGACGGGGCGUUUCGCGGUCUGAACGCCCUCCGCAGUCUGAAACUGGGCGCCAACAAAUUGCGCGAAGUGCCGACAAAACAGCUGGCGGUGCUGCCACGCCUCGAAGAGCUUACCUUGGGCCAGAAUUUCUUCACGAUUCUGCGAUCGGGAGCUUUCCAAGGUUUGUCGACGUUGAAGAAGCUCGACGUAUCCGGUGCCAAGCUGCUCAUCACCGUGGAGAAGGGAGCCUUCUCGGACAACGCUAAUCUGGAGACUCUCGCGCUGAACAGCAACAAACGGCUGGCUACUAUGGAAGACGGCUCACUGGCCGGUUUACCAAAUUUAAGACAUCUUGCGCUGCGCGAUAACGCCUUCGUUACGUUCUCGGAGUCUCUCGUCGCCUGGAAUGAACUGCGCCGGCUAGAUCUCAGCGAGAACCCGUUGAUCUGCGACUGCAGUCAGCUCUGGCUGUCCGAGGUGCUCGUACCGAGGAACUCGAGUCCGGUGAUAUGCGCCGAACCGCCUGAAUCGAAAGGCAAGCCUAUUAAGGGCAUGACGCCCGACGAGCUGGGCUGCGCCUUCUCGGAUCCGCGCAAACAGGCUCUACUGGCGACGGUGUGCGCCGCCGGCUUGAUUCUCUUCACCGGCGUUGCUCUCAUUCUAUAUUACCGUUGCCGCAGACGCGUGCGGGACGCGCUCAAGGAUUACAAGUGGAAGAAUCGCGCGAUAUCGCGGAAGGAGCACGAGUAUCAGAAGACAUUCUCCGAUGACGAAUACAUCGUGCGUUCGGCACACGCCCAUCAUCAUCACCAUCAUCAUCAGCCGCAAUCUCAGCCAGUGCCCACGCACCACCAUCAUCAUCAUCUUCAACAACAGUUGCAGCAGCAGCAACAGCAGCAGCAGCAGCAACAGCACCCGCAAAUAGCGGCCGGCAUCAAACCAAUACCGGUGACGGAACUGUAGCUAGAACUUCGGGCGGCGAGCCCCGGGACCGGUGGGGUCUGGUUCCUGCCACACGGCAGCACCACCCUCGCCGAGGGCUUCACCUACAUCGACGGAGAGACGGCGCGCCAGAUGCGCCGCCCGGGAACGCUGCCCGUCGCGAACAACGCGUCCGGUCAUCGCGGAGGAGGAAGUGGCGGGGCGGGAGUGGGCGGAGGUGGGGGG
Messenger RNA from Linepithema humile (Argentine ant), 2865 nucleotides. Its product is annotated as leucine-rich repeats and immunoglobulin-like domains protein 1. Gene Ontology annotation, cellular component: extracellular matrix. The record is from RefSeq and is a predicted model, not a curated record. Gene Ontology annotation, molecular function: protein binding. Lineage: Eukaryota; Metazoa; Arthropoda; Insecta; Hymenoptera; Formicidae.